Molecule: messenger RNA, 1991 nt
Organism: Xyrauchen texanus (razorback sucker)
Lineage: Eukaryota; Metazoa; Chordata; Actinopteri; Cypriniformes; Catostomidae
Product: Fc receptor-like protein 5
Exons: 12
Coding region: 140-1879 (579 amino acids)
Biological process (GO): cell surface receptor signaling pathway
Molecular function (GO): transmembrane signaling receptor activity
Source: RefSeq, a predicted model, not a curated record
CAGUCCACUUCCUCUUGUGCUCUUGCUGAUUUCAAACAUCCAUUCUGGACACACUGAAGGAUUGAAACCAAAACCUGAACUCACAUCAAAUCCUGAAGGAGCUGCACUGACAGGAAACACAGUGACUCUGACCUGUCACAUGGAUCAGUCGACUGGAUGGCAGUUUUACUGGUACCAACACACACAGAAACAUCAGAAAAACACAACAGACACAAACUCCUACACAGUGAACAUUGAUUCAGUGUCUGAUGGAGGUCAGUACUGGUGUAGAGCUGGAAGAGGAAAUCCAGUUUACUACACACACUACAGUGAUGCACUGUGGGUAAAUGUUACAGAUGAUCCUAAAGCUGUUUUGACUGUAAAGCCUGAAGAUAAUCUGUUCAGAGGAGAAACUGUCACUCUCAGAUGUGACAUACAGGGUGGAGGAGACACUGAGUGGACAUACAGCUGGACUCUAGAGAAUAAAAACUACUGGAAUAAAAACACUGUCAGUCAAUACAAGAAACAAGAAUAUAAAAUCAGCUAUGUUGAACACACAUACAGUGGUAAAUACACCUGUAGAGGAACGACAAGAGACGGACAAAACUCAGAGAUCAGUGAUGCUGUUACACUGACUGUGUCAGAUGAAGCUCAAGCAGUGUUAAGAGUUUCUCCACAGAAGUGGCUGACUGAAGGAGAUUCAGUGACUCUGAUCUGUGAGGUUAACGGCUCCUCUACAGGAUGGACUUUCAGCUGGUACAGAGAUGAUAAUGACUGCAAAUAUAAAGUCCUGUCAGACAGCAGCAGAGGAGCUGGAGGAAACUACACUCUCAGUUCUGCUGCUGUAAAUCACACAGGAGUUUAUAAGUGCAGAGGAGAGAGAGGAGAACCAGCGUAUUACACAGAGUACAGCAACACACAGACACUAUCGGUCACUGGUGUCUCUCCUUCAGUCUCUCUGAUCAUCAGUCCCAACAGAACUCAACACUUCACAUUUGAAUCUCUCUCUCUGAGCUGUGAGGAUCAGAGUAACUCUACUGGAUGGACAGUGAGAAGAUACACAGACAGUGGAUAUCUGCAAGAUUGUUCAUCAUCAUCAUACUGGGGAUCACAAACAGGAUCUACAUGUAGAAUCAGUCGCAUCUACACAUCUCACACUGGAGUGUACUGGUGUCACUCUGAAUCUGGAGAGAUCAGUAAUCCUGUUAAUAUCACAGUACACUAUGGUGAUGUGAUUCUGGAGAGUCCUGUUCAUCCUGUGACUGAAGGACAUUCUCUGACUCUACGCUGUUUAUAUCGAUAUAAAAACCCAUCAGUCCUCACAGCUGAUUUCUAUAAAGAUGGAUCCCUCCUCCAGAAUCAGACUACAGGAGAGAUGAUCAUCCCUACUGUCUCAAAGUCACAUGAGGGUUUCUACUACUGUGAACACACAGAGAGAGGAGAGUCACCCAAGAGCUGGAUCUCAAUCAGAGUCUCAAGAUCUGUGUCUCCUGGAUUGAUAACUGGAGUGACUGUCGGACUGAGUGUCAUGCUUUUGAUUAUUCUCUUACUGGUCCUGCUGUGGUGCUACAAAAACAAAAAAGGUGGAGGAACUCUGUCUCCCUCUUCUGUCUAUCAACAGCAGAAUAUCAGUCAGACAUCAGAGCAGAACCAGAAUGAAACUGGAUAUACAACACCACUGCAGUGUGAUUCAAUAACAGGGCCUACUGACCUAACCUAUGCUGAGAUUGAACUGAAAUCUAAGAAAGAAGUCAAGAAAAAGAAAGGAAACAAAGGGAAUACCAGUGAUGCUACACCAAGUGCAGACACUGUGUACUCUAAACUGAACAUGGGAACGGAUCAAAAGGAUCAAGGUGCUGCUUGUGGAUCAAGUGAUGUGAUUUAUGCUCAGAUUCAAUAAAAGACCAAAGAAGAAACUUACAACAACAGACACACAAAUAAAUGAAAGCUUGCCAUGUUUAUGCUGAUGAUAUUAUCUGCAUCUUCCAUAUACAAGAACUUUACAAAAAUCA